AGUCAGAUGAACGCCUACUCGGGUUUUACAUGACAAUUAGCUGUAACCGCCUGUGAAUUAAAUAUCUAUAAAAAAUGUAGUCAAUGAGCUAGUGGCAGAGUGUAUAUGUAUACAUGAGCGAAAAGGAGUUGUAUAUGCAGUGUGAAAACUGAUCUAUUCUCGUUCAUUCAUAACAUAUGUAAGAAUUAACCAUGGCAACAAAAAAAGUUUUCGUUACUGUUGGAACAACCAAGUUUGAUGAACUAAUAAACACAGUAACAACUCCAGAGGUAUUGAAGGCACUGAGUAAUCGGGGGUACAACCACCUGAUUCUUCAAAUUGGAAACAGUUCAUUGAAGCCUGACAGUUCUCCAAGGGAUGGCUUUCAGCAGAUAGAAUAUUUCAAUCUCAGCCCAUCCAUAGGAGAACAAAUGUCAUCUGCUGAUCUUGUAAUAAGUCACGCAGGGGCUGGCAGUUGUCUAGAGGCACUCGAAGCACGAAAGCCUUUGGUUGUAGUCACUAAUGAACUUUUGAUGGAUAAUCAUCAGUUGGAGCUUGCGGAGCAGCUUUUCCAUGAUGGAUAUUUGUACUACUGUAAUUGUAGUACAUUAUCGAAUCUCAUUGAAGAUAUGGACUUAACUAAACUAAAAUUAUUCACAGGUGACAGAAGCCAUAAAAUUGUCGAGUUUAUUGACCGGGUUAUGGGAUUUUAGAAAGUAAUGAAUUCAAAUUGAGGAAUUGAUUAUGUGAAUUAAGAUCAGAUUGAAGCAUCAACUUUGUAAAAUUAGCAUACUGGUUUUGGGAGGAGAUUUAUGAGGCUGCAUCUUUUACCCAAUAAUGUGAUGUGAUGUGAUGUUAUUGAUCAGGUUUAGUGUAGAUGUGGGUGAAGUGAGAG
Molecule: messenger RNA, 874 nt
Organism: Athalia rosae (coleseed sawfly)
Lineage: Eukaryota; Metazoa; Arthropoda; Insecta; Hymenoptera; Athaliidae
Gene: Alg13
Product: UDP-N-acetylglucosamine transferase subunit ALG13 homolog
Exons: 2
Coding region: 192-692 (166 amino acids)
Biological process (GO): dolichol-linked oligosaccharide biosynthetic process
Molecular function (GO): hexosyltransferase activity
Source: RefSeq, a predicted model, not a curated record